UUCCUUUGUUCACCUCGGUCAUUUGCAGUCCACAACUGUCUCAGUUGCAAGCCAUCAACCUUAAAAAUGGUGGCACAAGAGUCACCAGGUGUUACAGUCCCAGAAAAUGCACUCGAUGACUUAGAAGUCGAUUCAGAAAACCAGGAUGCAGAACACAGUGAUGAAACAAAAAGGCUGAAUAAUGGAGACGGUGAUUCAACUGAGGCAAAUAAAAUCAUUAAUGAUACUGUUAAUAAGGAAGACUUAGCAUGUGGAUUUCCCUGCUGGCAACCGGCAUGGCUUCAACAGAUAGCAAGCAAAAAAGCAUAUGUGAUAGUAUAUGGACUGCUUGGUAUGAGCCAGACAGCUAUUGGCACAUAUUUUGUCGGGACAAUAAGUACGAUUGAGAAGAGAUUUAAACUGCCUAGCAGUACUUCAGGAUUGAUUACAAGUUCUUGGGAUAUUGGAUCUCUAUCCACCGCAAUGGUGAUGGCUUAUUUUGGCAGUGCUGGGCAUAAAACGAGGUGGGUCGCAACAGCAGCAAUACUUGCAGCGAUGUCAUGCUACAUAAGAUACAUACCACAAUUGUUAUAUGGACCGGGUGAAACAUUGGCAGCUUACAACAAAACAACUAGCAAUAUGACCGGCAACAUGUGCAAUGAUGAAAAAGUAUUUCCUGAAAACUGCUCGCUGAAUUCAGAAGGCCUGGUGGCUACCAUCGCUCUGACAUUGGCACACAUUAUUUUUGGAAUUGGAACAUCUUCUUAUUACACACUAGGAGCUGCCUACUUGGACGACAACACCUUAAAGAACAAAUUUCCAGUACUUUUCGCCAUGGCAACAUGCAUAAGGUAUUUUGGUCCUACUUUGGGAUUUCUAACUUCUUCAUACACUUUGGCAUAUUACGUAGAUUCCGAUGUUACACCACCAUUUGGCCAAAAUGAUGCACGGUGGAUCGGUGCUUGGUACAAAGGAUGGAUUCCUCUUGGAACAGUGCAUCUAUUUUUGGCACUCAUCAUGGCAAUGUUUCCUAAAAUUCUGCCUAGGGAGGCAGAGAGAAGGGUGACAUCAGGGGCUCCAUUGCUACUGUCUAAAAAGAGCACAUCGAUCCAAGAUUUUAAAAAGACUCUUUUAAGGCUCAUAAAAAAUCCAAUUUUAAUGUUGAACACAACGAGUUCAACAUUUUAUAUUUUAGGAAUGAUGGGUUAUUUCAUUUUCUUGCCUAAAUAUAUUGAGUACCAGUUCCAUCGGACUGCUUCUAAUUCUAGCUUAAUAACAGGACUAGUCGGCCUUAUCUGUACAGCAAUCGGUGUCUUGACCUCAGGUUACAUUGUGUCAAAAUUCAAGCCCAGGGCUCGCUACCUGGCUGCUUGGAACGUCUUCACAGAAACUGUUGACAUUAUAGGCCAUGCUAUGUUCGCUUACUUAGGAUGUUAUAAAAACGACCUUGCUGGUUCCAUAAACCAGGAUGGAACGUGGAACCUAAUUGAGGAGUGCAAUGCCAACUGCAGUUGUAUGGGACGAUUGCCAUAUUCACCAGUGUGCUCUGAGGAUCAACUGACUACUUACUACUCCCCUUGCCAUGCUGGCUGUACAGAAUUUGAAAUGAUAAACAAUACAAAGACCUUUUUUAAUUGUUCCUGCAUUGGAGGAAGUGGAAUAGCAACCAGCGGUGCAUGCCCUGUGGACUGCAGCAAUCAUUUUAUCAUAUUUUUGUGCUUAUUGUGUUUUAUGAAAUUCCUUUCGGCCACUGGGCGGGCAGGAAAUACAAUAAUUCAGUUUAGAUCAGUUAAACCUGAAGAUAAAUCGAUUUCGAUUGCCUUAGCAGAAGUUGUUGUCUGUGCUCUUGCGUUUAUUCCAGCUCCAAUAAUGUAUGGAUUCUUGCUAGAUUAUUCUUGCCUUGUUUGGGGAGAGACUUGCGGAAAAACAGGCAAUUGUUGGCUCUAUGAAGGAAAGACAAUGCGAUACUUACUUAAUUUCACUGCUACAGGGUUUUUAUUUAUUGCGACUGUAUUGGACAUUGGUGUCUUGUGCAACGUUGGCUCAUUGAAGAUAUAUGAUGAAGAUGUCAACAAGGAAGAAAACAAGGACAAUAAAGAAACUGAAAUUCAUCUGCUGGAACAGAAGAAAUAAACAAGACCAUAUCGGGAAUCAAGAUUAUUCAUGUGGCAAUAAUCAAACUUUAUCAUUUUAAUAAAAUUUGCUUAUUUAAAUUUCCCUUUUUCAUCAAGGUACUGUAAAAGAAAGAAUGGUUAAAUCUAUAA
Cimex lectularius (bed bug) is the source of this 2243-nucleotide messenger RNA. RefSeq names its product solute carrier organic anion transporter family member 4C1-like. Bases 67 to 2112 code for a protein of 681 amino acids. Gene Ontology annotation, cellular component: membrane. NCBI's taxonomy places the organism in Eukaryota, Metazoa, Arthropoda, Insecta, Hemiptera, Cimicidae. Gene Ontology annotation, biological process: sodium-independent organic anion transport; transmembrane transport. The transcript has 13 exons. The record is from RefSeq and is a predicted model, not a curated record. Gene Ontology annotation, molecular function: protein binding.